UACAUCCCCCCCCUCACACCACCACUAUGGCUGGAGACACACCAGUAGCCCAGGAUGACCGUUGGAGGCGCACGACGAUGACGUAGCCUAGUACCAGUGUCCGUGGUGGACGAGCAUGAUCAACAGUGUUUACAUCAGUCAUCGCUACACCCUCGGCCUCACACCACACGCCUACUCUACUUGGGAUUAAGAUUACGACCACAAACGACGCUACUCCGUUAUCAGACAUCUAGAGAACUGGCGAACGUGCUUAUUCCAGCGAGGUAAACGCCAGCGGAGGUGCGCUUACCGCGCUUGUUCCAGCACGGUAUUAAGCGAGGGUUCCCACCAGUGGUGUCAGUGUGAUCAUGGGGAUGGCGGGGCAGAGUGAGGAUGGGCAGGUCUUCCCAGAGGCGUGGAUGAAUCGUUGUUAUAAGGACCUCGUAUAUCCCAACCCUGCCUGCGUCCAGGUGAUGGAAAAAGUGAACAAAUCGCUGGCGCGGUACGUGACCAAGCCCCUGGGCUCAGAGUUCAAGCAGCAGGCGCUCUUCUCACUCCUGGGGCCAGAGUUCACAACUCAAUACUUCCCGUACCAAAAGUACGACCUCAAAAAACUGGAUCCGUUACCGGACAGGCAGAAGGAGAAGUGCCUGACGGAAGCACGGGCCUUCCUCGACCAGAGCCUCGUUCGAGCCCUCGCUGACUGUGGGUACCCUGAUGACGUGGCCAACUACCAGAAGGAUGAUGAACUGGGGCGCUUCCUUCAAGAAGUCCGUAACAGCUUCCAUGAGGGUCUCAGAACACGCACAGCUGUCGUCAUGUUCCAUGAGGAGACUGAGAAGGAACGACAAAAGAGGAAUGAAGACGACGACUACGAGGAUGAUAUGCAGCGAGCCAAGAAAAAGGCCCUGAAGGCACAGCCACGGACCAAACCCUCCGACGUGGCAGGGAAUGCACUGAUGGCCUUUCUGGCCUAUGACAGCACCAAGAAGAGUGACUUUAUAAAGAGGCUCAGGGAGCGACGCCUGGCACUUCCAAACAACCUUCGUCAGUACUUCUGGUGGGAGUUCCUGGUAGAACGAGAGGCCGCCAAGCUCAAGGUUAAGUCGGGCCAGGACGCGAGGGCAUUGAUGAAGGAGAACUUUGAGACCACGCUGACGAAGGAGAUGAAGAGCCAGAACGUAGAGAGAGCCGUUCGCAGCAACAACUGGCAAACCAUUGACGGCGGUGUCAUUGAGGCGUAUGACACCAACCCUACACUUAAGAGCCUCAGUAAUCACGAACACAUGAUGCAGUCAGCACGCGCCCUCAACCUAUUUAUCAUCAGUUCUAAGAUAUUCUCUGUUGCCAACAUAUACUGGCUUCUCCCCAUCCAACAGAUCUUCCAGAAAGGGCCAAAUGAUUCAGAUGAGUCCCACAUGGUGCACCUGGCGAUGGUGCUGGAGCUGCUCACCCGACACUGUCAGCUCCAGCAGAAGGACGUGUUCACUCUCGCCGAGGAGGUCAUGAAAACUGUGAAGGCAAACGACCCUCAGUACAGCGGCUACAUCACUACCUGCCUUAACAAUAGUGCCUCCCGCAUCAAUCUCAAGGACUUUCCACCGGAGGUACUGAUACAGGGAACGAAGGCGUCGGUGAAGCAGUAUCAGGAGCUGCAGGAACAAGGCUCCAACGACAUGAAGCCCAAGCACCUAGCCCUCUUCACUAACCCAGGGAUCUUCGUAAGGAAGUGGAUCGCUCAGGGGUUUGUGGGUGUGGUGAGCAUAACAUCCGGGCUGUGGAUGUGGGACCAGCUCUUCCUCGAUGGGUGGAAUAAGACGACAAUGCGGAACAUGGCUGUAGCUAUUCUCAUUCUCAUCAAGCCGUGGAUGAUGAGAGCGAAUACGUACGCUGACGCCCGCAAAGUCCUGCUGAACGAACCAGGCAAGCUGUAUCUGAGUGAUUUACGGCGCGCCCUUGAGCACCUGGAGUCUGGUGGCGCCUAUGCCGAUUUCCCAGACAAUAAGAACUUCCUCGAACCAAUAGUACCAAAGGCAAAAUACAAUGAUGAAUCCCCGGCGCCAAUACGUGAGCAAGUGAUGAGGAAGACAGAACCGCCUAAAACUGAGGAACUGAAGCCCAAUUUUGUUCCAUAUGUGGCUCCUUUCAGAUUACUCCGAGAAGGCAGAGAAUUUAGCGAACACCACAUUGACGUUGGUGAUCACCAUGUUGAUGAUGGUGAUCACCAUGUUGAUGAUGGUGAUCACCAUGUUGAUGGGGAUCACCAUGUUGAUGAUGGGGAUCACCAUGUUGAUGAUGGGGAUCACCAUGUUGAUGAUGGGGAUCACCAUGUUGAUGAUGGUGAUCACCAUGUUGAUGAUGGGGAUCACCAUGUUGAUGAUGGUGAUCACCAUGUUGAUGAUGGGGAUCACCAUGUUGAUGAUGAGGAUCACCAUGUUGAUGAUGGUGAUCACCAUGUUGAUGAUGGUGAUCACCAUGUUGAUGAUGGGGAUCACCAUGUUGAUGAUGGUGAUCACCAUGUUGAUGAUGGGGAUCACCAUGUUGAUGAUGGUGAUCACCAUGUUGAUGAUGGGGAUCACCAUGUUGAUGAUGGUGAUCACCAUGUUGAUGAUGGGGAUCACCAUGUUGAUGAUGGUGAUCACCAUGUUGAUGAUGGGGAUCACCAUGUUGAUGAUGGUGAUCACCAUGUUGAUGAUGGGGAUCACCAUGUUGAUGAUGGUGAUCACCAUGUUGAUGAUGGGGAUCACCAUGUUGAUGAUGGUGAUCACCAUGUUGAUGAUGGGGAUCACCAUGUUGAUGAUGGGGAUCACCAUGUUGAUGAUGGUGAUCACCAUGUUGAUGAUGGUGAUCACCAUGUUGAUGAUGGGGAUCACCAUGUUGAUGAUGGGGAUCACCAUGUUGAUGAUGGUGAUCACCAUGUUGAUGAUGGGGGAUCACCAUUGGUAAUCUUAUUUGCUUGGCAAGUGUGCAAGUGUGAACAUUAUCUAACUGUCCGCCCACCAAGCUCCCUCACAACGAUAAUGGGCUGGAAAGGGAGGGGGCCAGUCGACCCGGAGCCCCUUGACGCGCCCGCUGGCACCAACGACCAGCCGCCGGCCGCCUCGGAGCCACUCCCCGACGACGACAGUGACGACGAUUCCACGGAUGACACGCCUCCGCCCACGGCAUCCCCGCCGUCCGAUAAUCUUGGAUGGGUGCCUUAUGACCAGACGACGACGGAACCCAAUUUACCAACUCCUACCCGGCCCAAUAAGCCUUUCGACUUCUAUAUCGACUCCGUCAGAUUCCUUCCAGACAACGUCACUCACUGCAAGGUAAUUGGCAAGGUAUUCAACAUGUCCAAAGACAAGAGUGUACCGGACAUAGUCACCUACGCCCAGUUUGAGUCAACAGCCCGCUGCCCGACCUUCAGAUGCAAGACUCGAUUUAAUGACGACCGAGCCUCCAUCAACCCCAACAUGCUCAUCCAGCUGCGGGUGUACGGCUAUCAGGACCACCUCCAAUUACAAAUACUUAGUUACGAGCUUCCGCAGGAAACAGUUAAAGCGCCCGCCUACGAGUCUGGCUACUACAGGAGUGAUGAAUGUAGCCCCAAUGACACCGACCGUCAACUCUUCCGCUACUAUAUCGACAUGGAAGGUUAUAUGAGCAUCACGGUGAAAGAGAAGCUGAAGGAGGCACAAAAGGAAUCAGGCAAACCUGUGUCCACUACGGAUGACAAACUACAAAGGUACAUGGUGGAGUCCCUGGACGAGAAGGCCCAGGAGAAAAAGAGCAAUCAACCAACACCGUUCCUUGACUACACCCACUUUGUCAACUACGACAUUGAUGAUGGACUGAAGGCGGACGUGUUAAGUGUCUUCUCUCUCCCAUCGCGCCUGGAAGGAUACUACUGCCAGGUGUUCUGCCAAGUUCUUCCGGGUGAGGAAGUAGAGGAGCUGCCUCCCACCCCUGAGGGCUAUGGCCACGAUCAGCACUUCAUCUCCAAGAACCUAGACUUUAAGUCCUCUCAGCGCUCACCCGUCUGGCUUGACGAUCCUGUGACGCUGCACCCUCACUAUGAUGAGCAGUCAAUCCUGUUGAUUCAAUUGUUUGGCUUCAAGCCCAAAUACCAGCCAGGGAACGGCUCCUCGCCUGGCAUCCUCACUACCACUGAUGAUCGCAAAGUCAGCUUUGAUUACGACACUCCUCUUGCCUGGACGUUCACCCAGAUCUUCGACAAAGAGGCAGUGCUAUGUGGACUACACUGGCUGCCCCUGUUCACUGGCUCACCUGAUCCUCUCAUCCUAGACUUGUUGAAUGAAACUGCCCCAGCACACCAAGUCCUCUCUCAAUACAAGUCAGCCUUGAAACCUUUAGAUGGGGCAUCUAUUGAGAUUAAGUUGUGUGAUGGCCGCAUUGACCCUUUGGAUAUUAAAGAAGUUCGACUAGAGAACAUAAUGGAUGUCAUGGGUCAGAGAACAAACUGUGCAAAGGGCCAAAUACAGACCUUCUCAAAGACUAUUAAUGAGCUGUACUUGGAGAGCAUGACUAAGGCAGCGAAGAAGAAAGGCUCAGUUGCUAAGGACACUAAUAAGGAGCGUGAAUUCUUUGUACAAGCAGCAAACAAGGCAUUUUUCAAUGCGAUGAAUAAUGCACUGCAAGAAGCUGGUUUUACCACAUUACAUGAAGACUCAUAAGUGAAAUGGUAUAUGUAAAAAAAUCUACUAAUGGUAUUAGUCAAGAAUAUUCAAAUACAGUAUGCAUUCUCCUCAUAAUUAGACCAACACAGCCUAUUUGUCCUGGUUACAAAUUACUCUGCAAAAGUUUGUGUUUUUUAGGAUUUAACAUUUGUCAUGAAAUUAUAUAUACAGUAUUUUAAUUUUUUUUAAAUAUCCCACAUUUUCUCAUAUAGAGUUCACGAAAGCCAAUUUUUGUAGUUAUACAGAACACUAAAUACUGUAAUUAGAGGCAACACAAGAACUGUGAACCUUAUAAUGUGUUGUUUGGCACUCAACAUACAGAAAUGAAAUUCUUUGUGUAAGCAAUCAGUACUGUAUUUAAAUUUGAAAUAC
This is a messenger RNA of Procambarus clarkii (red swamp crayfish), 5033 nucleotides long. The record is from RefSeq and is a predicted model, not a curated record. Lineage: Eukaryota; Metazoa; Arthropoda; Malacostraca; Decapoda; Cambaridae.